GUCUUCAAGACCGCGGCAAGAUCAUCGAGGAAGCAGCAGUGUCCAACCAGGUUGCCAGAAGCUCCCUGCUAACGCGGAACAAUGUUGCUGCCGUUCCUCUUCCUCAUUUCUGCAUCGUUUCUCCUGCCCGGGUACGGCGAGGUGGUUUCCAGUUUUGAUAACUGUGGUGGCUUCUUCUUCAACGGGAGGUUCCCGAAUGAUGCCCUGACACCAUCGAACCCGGCCUGCAUUUGUCAGAAAUACGAGAGCCGGUAUGUCUUUGCCACCAUGUACGACAGGACCAGACGCAUCCCAAUCUACUCUGCUUAUGUUUACAAUCCCAAAGCAGGACAAAGAGCUACAGACUGGAUGAUCGAGCCUCAGCUUGCCAACAAUCAAUAUGGUCCAGACAUGGAAGACGAACGAGAAACAGCCAUUCCAGUGGCAGAGAUCGAAGCCAGCCAGGCCACAUUCAAUGACUACAAAGCGGCCCCUUAUUACGUAGACAAGGGACACCUGAACCCGGUGGCCCAUCAGUCUGAUCCGGUCAGCAAAGCCGCGACGUUCACCUUGACCAACAUUGUGCCCCAGUUCAACAGGCUCAACCAACGGUCGUGGAAAGACUACGAGACGGAAACGAUGGCGAGGAAGAACGCAGAGUUUAAAUGCACUAAAAUCUAUGUGAUCACCGGGGCCGUGCCCGGGGACACUUCCAUCGCAGGAGGCCGGGUGAAUUACCCCAGCCGCAUCUGGUCUGCUGCCUGCUGCGUGAUUGAUGCAAACAAAAGGGAGUCCUGGGGCGCCAUUGCAGAUAACAACUGGCAGAUACCACCUGACGUAAUACCUCCAGUGACAGAGCGCACCCUGCAGCAGCUGGAGCAGGACCUCACGAGUCUGUACGGUGCGGCAGUCGAUCUUUUCGGUGGUUCUUGUAACUAGGCCAAAAGGCUGAAAAUCCGGUUGCCCCUCACUGAGCUUUCUGCUAAGAGCUGACCAUGGUAUGAUAGAGGGACGAGUGAGCCCCGCUGAAGCAACAGUGCUUCUGUCGUCUCCGGUGACAGUUUCAGAGAGCCACCGUGUCAGUCUGUGGUAGAAGAGCUGGAUUCGAGUCCAGUAGUGCCUUCGAGACGGACAGGAUUUUUAGGGCUUACGCUUUCGAGAGUCAACGCCCUCUUCGUCGAAUCUGAUGAAGGGAGCUUUGAUUCUUGAAAACACCCCGAGCGAGAAAGUACCCUGACUUUCAGAAAUACCUGGACACUCAAAAAUACCCUGAAAACCUUGUUGGUGCCAGACUCGAAUCCAUCUCAGCUGACCGCUUCUGCAAGGCCUUUUGACUGCUUCCAACAGAGGCUGAGACAAGGGAGAGGAGUAGACAGCCAUUUCUGCCCGGUGUCUGUAUCAUACCAUUUCCAGCUCUUAAAAGUAAUGACCUUUCUUCGGCCUGUGGAGCCUGGGAAAGCUAGCUGCAGCUUUAAUGCCAUAUAAUUGUUGAUUUGCUUAUGCUCAGUCUAUCCUACAGCACCUUUUCCAAUACCCUCUCCAAGAGCCCAGCAACCUGGCAGCCGCUUCGUGCCUUGUGAUCCAGUCUAAACAUUACAGCCCAUUUUUGGGAUCGGUGAAGCUUUCAAUGAGCCAGUUUGCUGUCAUGGUUAAGUGUGCGGACUCUUAUCUGGGAGAACUGGGUUUGAUUCCCCACUCCUCCAC
This is a messenger RNA of Gekko japonicus, 1683 nucleotides long. RefSeq names its product endonuclease domain-containing 1 protein-like. NCBI's taxonomy places the organism in Eukaryota, Metazoa, Chordata, Lepidosauria, Squamata, Gekkonidae. The coding region runs from base 82 to 918 and encodes 278 amino acids. Gene Ontology annotation, molecular function: metal ion binding; nucleic acid binding; hydrolase activity. The record is from RefSeq and is a predicted model, not a curated record. The transcript is spliced from 3 exons.